This is a messenger RNA of Temnothorax curvispinosus, 6101 nucleotides long. RefSeq names its product zinc finger protein 845-like. Gene Ontology annotation, molecular function: RNA polymerase II transcription regulatory region sequence-specific DNA binding; zinc ion binding; DNA-binding transcription factor activity, RNA polymerase II-specific. The record is from RefSeq and is a predicted model, not a curated record. The coding region runs from base 956 to 4816 and encodes 1286 amino acids. NCBI's taxonomy places the organism in Eukaryota, Metazoa, Arthropoda, Insecta, Hymenoptera, Formicidae. Gene Ontology annotation, biological process: regulation of transcription by RNA polymerase II. Gene Ontology annotation, cellular component: nucleus. The transcript has 5 exons.
AAGAGUAAAUUUAAAAAAUUUAGAUAAAAUAUAUUGCACUCUCUAUUCCUGAUACACAUGUCCACUUUUCGACAAAAAAAUUAAAUUUUGAAUUAUUUAAUUUCCUGAUUUCAUACAAUUCAUUUCAUUUGACUUGUGUUUACUAAUAAUAUUGUUAAUUAUAUAUUGUUGUUAGACUACCAAGAUCCAGCUUGGACUUUAAAUGGCAAUUUCUCUAAUUGAUUGCAUAUAUAUUACAUCGGCUGUGUUCCUUUUGACGCUUUCAGCGCUGAAAGCGUCGCUCCAUCUCUAUUUGAUAUUCAAUGUGCAACGGAGAUAGAAUAAUGCUUACAGCGCUGAAAGCAUCAAAAGGAACGCAGCCAUCGUGUCCUGUUUAUGUGUCGUGUCACAUAUUAUUGUUAAUUAUUUCUAUCCAUAAAUUGUAUAACUUUAUUUCAUAUGAGAUUUCUCAUUAUAUUAUUUUUUUCUUAUUCUCUUUCUAAAAUUAUAUAUAAUCUAAUGAUACUUGUUCUCACACACAAUAGUAGUCUUUUACGUACGCAACUGGGUCGUUCUAACGUUUGCCGGCGUUCCUUUUGCCGCGCAGGUAUAACAAAGUGUCUCUCAACAUCGGGUCUGACCGGACAUCUCUGAGACUCUGAAGCGCGGGUUUGCUUCGCCACCGUGAGCGUCCGGUCGCGCCAUCUUGGUGCGUCACCGGCAAGUUGGACGCGCGGAAACAGUGUCUUCCUCGCCUCUUUCCCGGCUCCAUCAGUGAGCACUUGAGCAGGCCAUUCUGGCGGCUCUGGACAGUCUACAGUCUGGCCACUUCCGAUUUCUCGUUAGCCGCAAACAAAACGCUUGCGUCCCUAACCUGAGAGCUCUCAUCGCAAGAGGGAUACGUAGCGUCGGUGUCGGCGACGGCGUCCUGGUGGUCGUGGUGUUGUCCCGCGCCGGAUCAGCGUAGCCUAGCACGAUGGACGAGGACGUGGUGGAGAUGGUGGAGAACGUCUCGGACUUCGGGAACGUGAAGAACGUCUGCAGACUGUGCCUUUCCGCGGACGGGCCUAGAUCCUCGGUGUUCGCAACGCAGGAGGACGAAGAGAAGGAGGACUCGUCCGGCCACCGCGUGCCGCUGGCCGCCAAGAUUCAGGCUUGCCUGUCGAUCCAGAUUUCAGCAACCGACAGGUUGUCCACAUUGAUAUGCGCAAAUUGCGUGAAGAGCGUUAAUCAAUGGCACACCUACAAGGAGUCGUGCCUGCGUUCCCAGGACAAACUGCAAGAAUGGCUGACAAGUCAGUUGCAAUCAAAUCCUCCGGUUAUUCCAAUAUUCACGAUCAAGGAUGAACCAAUGGACUUGGACGAAGAUAAUAAUGUAGAAUCUAUCUCAGAGAUCACCAAUAAUGUGGAGCAACCACAUUCACCAAUUCAAACAAUGGAAAACGAUGAAUGCAAUAGUGAGAAAGUGCAAGAAGUAACGAAUACCAUAACAAAUAACAGCGAUGAUACUAACAAAGAUCCUGAACCAGUCCCACCUGCGGUGGAGAAGGAACCUAAUAAGGAAGAAAAUAAAGAGGACCAGCAGGAUCCUGUAGCUCUGUGUUCCAUUAAAAGCGAGCCACAGGAUGAAGACGAUAGCCAUAGUACUAUAGAAGUAGAAUCCACGAAUAGCAGUGAGUUGCUGUUGAAUCCCAUGGCAGCCAGCGGGACAGAGGACACGAUCAUGGAGGCCGAUUCCACACAGAGGUCUAACGCGGCCGGCGGACCGCCUAAGAAGAAAUUGAGACGCGGUCCUCAUACCCAUUUUAGAGGAACGCGUGUUUUUAAGCAGAAGUGCCAUCAUUGCCAGAUAUUCCUGCACUCCAAGUACACGUACAUGAAGCACAUGAAGCGGUUCCACAGUAAAGAAAAUGGCAUUGACAAUUCGGGAUCGCAAAACGACGACGAGGAGAUUGAAGAUGUGGAAGAUGAACUGAUCAGCAUGGAAAAGGACUCACCGCUGACGCAAGUCCAACAGGACAUUAUUAGUCAGCUGAAAACAUUCUCUUGUUACAUUUGCGAACAGACGUUUAACGAUCGACGCAGCACUCUCUCUCACAUACGUCAACAUAUGCCAGAUUUGAGACCGUAUACAUGUAUCGCCUGCCUGACGGAGUUUCCAGAUCGAUCGAUGUAUCAGUUACAUUGUGGAGCUUCCUUCGAGUGCGCCAUGAAGAUUGCCCUAGUUGUACCGAAACAUGGUAACGAACAAUACUUCACGUGCAACAUGUGCCUGCGCUCGAUGCCUGGUAGGAAGGAAUUACUCAGCCACUUGUCGAAGCAUUCUGACAAACAGUACGAAGAGAUGAUGUCGCCAACGCGAGCUCCGCCCAAGCUGAAGCCGAUGGCGCCGUUGCCAUCGAAAAAUAGCCUUCCCGAGAGGAUCAUUAAAGGACCUUACAAGAACGGCGAUCCGGCGCAUAAUCAUGCCUGCGAUUUAUGCGGCAUGAUCUAUCGAUACCAGCCCAAUAUGGUCAAGCACAAGCAGAUGUGCAUGCGAUUAGAUCCGGAAAGCAGAGUCCUGUACAGAUGCGUACAUUGUUACAUGACGUUCCUCGUAUUUAAGAAAUUCCACUACCACAUCACGGCCGACCAUAAAAAGAAGGAUUUUACUUGUUUCGUAUGCUUUUCCGUAUUUCGAUCGCCGAGUGAUUUCCUGACACAUCACGAGACUCAUCGCUCAACAACACCAACAACAACAACGCAGGCUAAUCAACAAGUGCAGCACGAGGAUACCUCGCAGAAUGCAGCUCAAGCGCCAUUGAAGGAACGCAACGCUUACGAAGCAAAUGUCAAAUCGAGAAUCAGUUCGCGAAUAUCAAGUCAGAAGUAUAGCUGUCCCCUUUGUGCCCAGACAUUCUCCACGAGGGUCGAGCUGAACGAGCAUCGGAAUCUCCAUCUCAAAGUGAAGAUAUAUUCGUGCGUCAUUUGCCGCAGUAUGUUCAGCAGCGCCGGCGCCUUGGAGAUACAUAUGAAGGAUCACGGUAUCGACGACCCGAACGAGAGAAACGCCAAUGUUUCCUGCAUGGAAUACGGCAGCUUGGACGAGGACGUGAGGAUCGAGAAAGAUUCGGUGAAUACUAGUGCCAUCUCGGAUCCUGGUACGCAGAUUCACGAGUGUGGCGAGUGCGGUAAGGUGCUAUCCAAUUACGCUAAUCUCCGGCGACAUGCUAAAAUCGCUCACCGAAACUGUAAGAUGUACGAUUGUACCGAGUGCUCGCGUAUGUUUAUGCGUAAAGAUCUAUAUGAUCAACAUAUGUUAAUUAAACACAACUCUACGAAGACAAUGCUGCAGUGUCCGCAGUGCCCUAAGAGUUUCGUCUUCCAAUCAAAUUUCACUUAUCACUUCCGUACCGCCCACCUCGAGAAAUCGCAGAACGGUUAUGCCUGCGACAUCUGCGGCAAGGUCUUCGUCGAGGAAGCGUCUUUGAAAAUACACAAGGGCUGGCACAACCGUGCAAACUCGCGUCUUAGCACUCGAUUCAUACUCGGCAAUCAAAAGGCGGCCAACGGACCGCAGAAAGAAUCUAGUAGCGUCGAGUCUGGUGAGAAUUCAGAACGACCAGCGAGAGCACGGAAGUCUUUCCCAAAUCCUCCACCUCAAUCACCGUCGAAAUCGGGAAGUUUCCAAUGUCAGGUAUGCAAUGACAAAUUCAACGAUGUCACAGAGCUGAGGACCCAUCUGUGGGACGUCCACUGCGCUCGUAACAAGGCGGAGAAGAGUUUCUCCAACGACGAUCUUCAGUGCGAACUCUGCACGAACAUUUUCCCCGAUCAGGAGACCCUGGCAUCUCAUAUGCAAUGGCACAAGGCCAAUCCUAUUCUCAGCGACAUACAAAAGACAUUCUCCUGCGACGUAUGCGGCAAGUCUUACAGUUCGAAGAAGGUUCUGUGGAAGCACAAGAGGCUUCACAAGGCUACCGCUGUGGCCUCGAUCAAAUUCCAAUCCUUAGCCAGAAAACCGAUGGCCACACAGUUCCUGUGCAACUUUUGCCGCAAGGUCUUCUCGAGCAAUCAGUCUCUGCAACGGCAUAAACUUUCCUUCCACAGUAGCGAAUCGCAGAACCAACAACGCGCGCAGCAACAACUGUAUAACAGCAAUCGAAUAUCGUCGUACGAGGACGAGCCGAAAGCGAAGCGCAUGAAGUUCGACCUCGAAAGUGAAAAUUCGCAGGCCAAGCUGUCGCCUUUCGCCAUGGACUUCGCCGGUGAGAGAAGGAAGCCAGUCAUGUGCCACGUUUGCAAGAAAAUGUUCCCCAAUAUGAGCGUGCUGUACAAGCACAAGCAAACGGUCCAUAAACCCCGUGUAAAAAAAGACUUGACGCCCGAAUGCAUUCCAAUGUCGACUCAAGAUGGCAAGUUUUCAUGCAACAUCUGCUUCAAGGAAUUCCCCGGUCUGUCGAAUCUGCGACAGCAUUUCACAAUCAAGCACAAGAAGACGGCAGCUGCCGAAGCCGGCAGCGGCUCAUCGAGCAAUGACAGACUGGUGCUCCCGACACCGGCCAAGGCACCCGAACGGCCAAGGGAAUUCGAAGUGGCCUACAAUAACGUGAUGUACAGCUGCAAGCUGUGCAAGCAGUGCCACGUCUUCAAUAAGGAGUCCAUCAUGAGCCAUAUCACCAAUGUGCACAACACAGUGUACCAGGCCGACAGCAAGAUGUUCCAUAGAGAGACCAAUCUGGGCGCUUACAUAGUGAAGGACGCGAUCGGAGCUACUUGCCCGCUAUGUGACGUCAAGUAUCCUAAUAACAGAGCUCUGAAGAUACACUAUAUCAAAUUCCACGACGAUGCUGAUUAAAGUCUGGAUUGACUGCGCCAAGCAGGAAGAAAGGUUUUUUUUUUUUUUAAUUAUAACCACAAAAAUCGAUAAACCUCAGAUCAUGAUUUUCUUCGAAUGCUUAGGCGAUAUGUUUCCGAGACUGCGUCGACCAGCAUUCUGAUGCAUAAUAUUCUGAUAAAUCGAUUUCCUUUAUCAAGCGAUAUUGUCUUACGAUAGGAUUCCAAACCUUGAGAUGAAUUCUGAAUCUUUACAAUCAAUAUGUAAAAUCAAGUAUACUCUUGCAAGUAUACUCUUGCAAGUAUACCCUUGCAAGUACCAUUGAGCUACAGUUUCAUGAGAUUAAAUGAAACUAUAAGAAGACGAAUACUUUAUCUUCAAAUACAGGAAGUGUGUUAUUUUAAUUGCACACUUCAAAUAUCUUGGUUGUUUAUUUUAGAAAAGAAUAUUUUUUCUAACUUGAGAAACGAUUAAAAUACUUGGGGUGUGCAAUUAAAAUUUGAUUAUCCUGUACAUAUUAUUACGUUGAUCAGGCUUUCCUUUUGCAGAUACUUCUACAAGCGACGAUCGCUUUUACUAUCGCGAAUAAUUUGUUACCUGUUUCAUAUAGCUACUGUGUAACUGCGACCAAUGAGGUGUGUAAAUAUCGAAUCGGAUAAACUAUAUGUAUGGUGAGUUCAGGAAACAUGGCAGCCUCUCGGUGUAGUUAUAAGUUGAUCGCUGCGGUCAGGUAUGUCUACGUGACCGAUUUUCCCACGAGAUUAAACUUUUAAACUUUUGUUCACGUGCUGCACGUGCAUCAUGUUACCGUCUCGCGACUUUUACGUGUGUAUAUUUUUGUCAUUCCCCCUCCCCCCCGCCCGUAUAUAUGCAAAAAAAUAGAAUAAUUUUAAGCACAAUUAAACAAUUGUCACCGACAUUUUGUUAGGCUUCCCAAUAUUUUGGUAUGAUUGCAGCGAUAGAAACGAUAACAGCCUUGGGGAUACUGCAAGAAUCGUUUAGGUUUCUUUAUCUAUACUAUAAAAUAUAUUGGGUAUGAUUACAACUAUUAUUAUGUACGGUAUGCAAAUAAAAAUCGUAAAUAUCUUGCUUACAUGUAACAGUAUUUAUUAAGAAUUUCCUUUUAUCGUUUCGGUUGUUUUGUUUCCGCUUAACUUGACAGUUUACUUACGUGUCUGCCAUUCCUCUCAUUCUUUUCUUCCAUCUUCCUCUCUGACCAUAGCGCGAUGCGUUAUAUUAGUUUUAUUACUAACUGCAUACUUGUAUUUCGAAUGUAUGAAUUAUAGCAAUAAAAGAAAAUAAAGAA